Molecule: messenger RNA, 342 nt
Organism: Canariomyces notabilis
Lineage: Eukaryota; Fungi; Ascomycota; Sordariomycetes; Sordariales; Chaetomiaceae
Product: POZ domain-containing protein
Exons: 2
Coding region: 1-342 (113 amino acids)
Biological process (GO): ubiquitin-dependent protein catabolic process
Cellular component (GO): elongin complex
Molecular function (GO): protein-macromolecule adaptor activity
Source: RefSeq, a predicted model, not a curated record
AUGGCUCUUGCCGAGGACACUCCCAGCAAGUACGUCACCCUCGUCUCUGGCGACGGGCUGGAGUUUGUCGUCCUCCGCGAGGCCACGCUUGUCAGUCCAACCAUCAAGGGCAUGCUGCGAGGCCCCUUCACCGAGGCGAAGACAGGCCGAUGCACCUUUCCUGAGAUAAGUGGUGAGGUUCUCGAAAAGAUUGUCGAGUACUUCCACUACUGGUACCGCAACCGCGACAAGGAGGACGUACCUGACAUGGAGAUACCCGUCGAGAUGUGCCUCGAGCUGCUGCAGGCGGCCGACUACUUCAACCUGAUGCCCAGCCGGCAGGAAGGGCGGGAGGCGGCUUAG